Molecule: messenger RNA, 529 nt
Organism: Brassica napus (rape)
Lineage: Eukaryota; Viridiplantae; Streptophyta; Magnoliopsida; Brassicales; Brassicaceae
Product: probable pectate lyase 15
Molecular function (GO): pectate lyase activity
Source: RefSeq, a predicted model, not a curated record
AUGGUGCAUGGCCAUGAUGGCAAUUUAAGAAAGCUGGUGUCUAUGUCAAAGAUUAAUAUAACAAAAAAACUACAUAUAUCUAUUAUCUAUAACGAUUUCCAAAACCAUCUCACUCACCGCAAUGAGGUCAUGUUGCUAGGAAACAAUGAUUUGUACACACAAGACAAGAUUAUGAAAGUGACCAUUGUGUAUAACCAUUUUGGAGAAGGACUUAGACAGAGAAAGCCAAGAUGUAGGCAUGCAUGUUUCCAUGUGGUGAACGAUUACACACACUAAAUGUACCCGAUUGGAGAAAGCGCAAACGUAACUAUAAACAGUCAAGGUAAUAGAUAUGCUGCUCCCAAGAACCUCUAUGCAAAGGAGGUUACAAAAAGGGUGAGGACAGAAACAAGUGAGUGCUAUGAAAGUGCCUCGAGCUUAGCAGCUAGACCAGCUUCCAUGGUCGACUCAAUCACUUCUUCUACUGCAGGUGCACUUGGUUGCCGCUGAGGCAGACCUUGUUACUAAUAUCAAUCUUCUUCUCUCUUAA